UUCUAAAUGGGACAAUGUGACGGGUCGGAAGUGACAGCCUUAACCGUGUGGGGUUAACGAUUAAGCCAGGUACGGGCCGUUACCGUACACAAGGCAUGCAUACCGGCACAUACGCAUCAGGCUGCAGCACACAUUAUAACGGAGUGCAGGAUAUGAGACAACCGUUUUGAGGCGUUCAGCAGUGCGCUCUGUUCUGUGUCUGUUCUCUCGUCUCCUCUGUGGACCUCUGCGUUUUAGGUAAACAGCAGCCAGAGCGCUGAGGGGAAGUGUUCUCCUGUAGUGCUGCUCCGUAACUCUAUCCUUGUGCUGCAGACCUUUAAAUACUCCUCAUAAAAUAGCCACUUGGUGAAAGGUGAGACCUUCCCUGCCCAGGACACCGUCUGGCGCGAGCUAGUCUGAAAGGACGGUCAGAGCGCGUGCAGGACUGGCCUGCGCUCUUGGAUGACUUUAUGAAAAUAACUUCAGGCUACUAGCUGGACCUGCAAUACUUCAUGUACUUUUUCAUACCAACUUUUCAAGACUUGUUGGUUACCAGUCGUUGUUGACCAGAUAAACAUUAGUUUGUUUGUUUUUGCUCUCUUUUAAAAAAUAUAUCAUUAUGUUUCAUUCUUCUAUACAUCUGCCUACCGUGCCUACGCAGUGAAUGGAGGACAUACUCCAGCUUCUCCCGAAGCACCGGCAAAUUCUCACACACGCCUGGGGGAGAGCAGCUACUCACACCUGCCUUUGCAGGAGCUUAGUUGCGCUUUCAAAACGUUUUUUACCACUUAAUUUUGCGUUCAUGACCACACCUGAGUGCCACUCACCAGCAUUCUUUAAUGGGAUAAAUUCAUUUGUGAGAUCAGGUUAUUAAAAACCGAUCAAGGGAAAUCUAAACCAACCAUCCCACACCUUUUUACCAUAGCCUAUAUUUGUAAUUCAGUCUACUGUCCCCAAACGCUUCCGCAUGGUACUUUGGUCGAAAGAGCAAGACAAACCGCCGGACACCGACAUGUCAUCCGGGGCGAUAGAAAUGAAGAAAGUGGUGCCACCCGUGUACCUCCACUCCAACGGCUCUGUUCACCCGGCCAUCCUCACAGAUGACCCCGAGGAGAUGAGACCGGAGGAGAUGAGACCGGAGGAGAGGGGCGAGUAUGAGCUCACGGAAGUGACAUCCUUCACGGACAGGUCUGGUGAACCGGGAGAUGAAGGCCGGGAGAUAGUGGUGAUAGACUGCAGGGUGAAUGCCAAGGGCCAGCGCGAGGAGGACGCUCUCCUGGAGAAUGCCAGCCAGAGCAACGAGAGCGACGACAUAAGCACUGACCAGAGCCCAGAGCCACCAGCGCCGUUAAAAGAGACCUCCUUCUCCAUCGGCCUCCAGGUGGUCUUGCCGUUCCUGCUGGCCGGGUUCGGGACGGUGGCGGCGGGCAUGGUGCUGGACAUUGUUCAGCACUGGACGGUGUUUACAGAGGUGACGGAGGUCUUCAUCCUGGUCCCAGCGCUGCUGGGGUUAAAGGGCAACCUGGAGAUGACACUGGCUUCCAGACUGUCCACAGCGGCUAAUAUUGGUCAGAUGGACUCAGCCAAGGACAUGUGGAAGAUGAUCGUUGGAAACCUCGCCCUCAUCCAGGUCCAGGCCACGGUAGUAGGGUUCCUGGCGUCCAUCGCCGCAGUGAUCUUUGGCUGGAUCCCAGAAGGGAACUUUAGACUGGGACAUGCUAUCCUGUUGUGUGCCUCCAGUGUGGCAACCGCAUUCAUCGCUUCUCUGAUACUAGGGAUCAUUAUGAUUGGUGUAAUCAUCGCAUCCAGGAAGGUGGGCAUCAACCCUGACAAUGUGGCCACGCCCAUCGCUGCCAGUCUGGGAGAUCUGAUCACCCUCUCUCUGCUGGCUGGCAUCAGCACAGGACUGUACAAGGAGCUGGAGUUUAACGACUAUGCCAACCCGUUGGUGUGUGCUGUGUUUGUGGCGCUGACCCCUCUGUGGGUGCUGAUCGCUCGGAGGAUCCCCUCCACCAGAGAGGUGCUCUACUCAGGCUGGGAACCUGUCAUCAUUGCCAUGGCAAUCAGCAGUGUUGGGGGUCUGAUCCUAGAUAAGACCGUGUCCAACCCCAACUUCGCUGGCAUGGCUGUCUUCACUCCUGUUAUCAACGGUGUGGGAGGUAACCUGGUAGCGGUGCAGGCCAGUAGAAUCUCCACCUAUCUGCACAUGAAUGGUAUCCCCAUGGGAGACCCUGACCCCAACCCCAGGAAAUGCCCCACCCCCUGCACCUCCUUCUUUGGUUCCAAUGUGAACUCUCGUUCGGCACGGGUGCUCUUCCUCCUGGUUGCUCCAGGUCACCUGGUCUUCCUCUACACCAUCAACUCCAUGCAGGGAGGACACACCACGCUAACAUCCAUCUUCAUAGCCUUCUACAUGGCUGCUGCAUUACUGCAGGUGUUGAUCCUGUUGUACCUGGCUGACUGGAUGGUCCACUGGAUGUGGAGUAGGGGGAUGAACCCUGAUAACUUCUCUAUUCCUUACUUGACGGCCCUGGGAGAUCUGCUGGGGACCGGCUUCCUGGCCCUCUGCUUCCAUGUCCUCUGGCUCAUUGGAGACAGAGACACUGACGUGGGAGACUGAACACACACACCUGGACAGCAUACAUACACAGCAUCAAUUCCGGCUCACCGGAAACAACCUGAACAACUGAACUGUACAGUAUCUCCCUCUGGACAUCGGAACAACUGAAUGACUUUCAGACCCAGACCUCAACCCUGACCCCUUGACCUCCAAUCUCCCCCCAAACCCCUCCCCCUGGGUCACAGACUAUGCCAUUUUUUCUUUAUUUGACUAAAUAAGAGUUCUACUACUAUUGUUUUUAUUGUUAUUAUGAUGACGAUGAUUAUGAUUAUUUUUGUUAAUAGUGAAUUUGAUAUGAAUCUAUAUCUGUUUUACCGUUGGGCGGGUGAAUCCUCAUUAUUUUCAAUGGGGACAUUCUCCCUUGGGCCAGUCACAUUGGCAGCAUUUGUAAAGAUGAGAUCAAUCUUAAAGACUUGAAAUGAAGACAGACAGACAGCAAAAAAAACUCACACAAGCCUAAAAUGCUUAAUCACCAAGUGCUAUACGUAUAAAGAGAUGAAUACAUUUUUAAGGGACCCUUUCAAUUAGCCUUGCCUUGAGAGUAGUGAUUCAGUGGGGGCAGCUCCACAGGGGCCCAAACGAGAAUGUAGAGACCUGAAUCCGCUUAGGUAACAACCCCCCAACCCUGUCAAAGGAUGUCUGAACACUAACCUAAACAGAAACAGGAAGCUUGAACAACUCUGGGUAGAAGUUGCCCUUAAGCACAGAUCUAGAAUCAGUUUACCCUCCCCAAAUCCUAACCUUAACCAUUGGGGAGGGAUGAAAACAUAACUGACCCUGUAUCAGUGGUUAGAGGCAACCUCAACCUAGUCCAUGGACAUAGGUCCUGCCAGAUGGUACGGUCAGGUGCCACAUUGUGUUUCAUAGGUCACCAAGGAGGUGCCAGAUGGUACGGUCAGGUGCCACAUUAUGUUUCAUAGGUCACCAAGGAGGUGCCAGAUGGUACGGUCAGGUGCCACAUUAUGUUUCAUAGGUCACCAAGGAGGUGCCAGAUCGUACGGUCAGGUGCCACAUUAUGUUUCAUAGGUCACCAAGGAGGUGCCAGAUCGUACGGUCAGGUGCCACAUUAUGUUUCAUAGGUCACCAAGGAGGUGCCAGAUCGUACGGUCAGGUGCCACAUUAUGUUUCAUAGGUCACCAAGGAGGUGCCAGAUCAUACGGUCAGGUGGCACAUUAUGUUUCAUAGGUCACCAAGGAGGUGCCAGAUCAUACGGUCAGGUGCCACAUUAUGUUUCAUAGGUCACCAAGGAGGUGCCAGAUCAUACGGUCAGGUGCCACAUUAUGUUUCAUAGGUCACCAAGGAGGUGCCAGAUCAUACGGUCAGGUGCCACAUUAUGUUUCAUAGGUCACCAAGGAGGUGCCAGAUCGUUCAGUCAGGUGCCACAUUAUGUUUCAUAGGUCACCAAGGAGGUGCCAGAUCGUUCAGUCAGGUGCCACAUUAUGUUUCAUAGGUCACCAAGGAGGUGCCAGAUUGUACGGUCAGGUGCCACAUUAUGUUUCACACUCAGUUGGAGCGUUGUUUCUUGAAUUAAAGUCAACCCCAAUUCUUGCCAACCAUGUCCUUAGUGGUCCUUGAGGCCUCAACGCUCAAUAGCAAGGUUUCAACACCUCGUUGUUCUCCCCUAAAUCCUCCUAAAGGGCUACGAUUAUGACAUUUCUUCAAUUAAAUUUGUUUCUUCUUUGUUUUCACACAAACACUUAGACAGAAAAUUGUGCUUUGUUUGUCAGGCUGGCCAUCUGUUUGUGGCAGCCUGUUGGUUACACACACACACAAAACUCUGCUUAUCACUGGAUUCACUGAGGUUAGAGUGGCCUUACUGGGAGGCUAGAGGGAGGUCAGAGAGGGUAGGGACAGAGCGCUUAUUGAGACAGAGGCCAUUCCAGGUGACAUCCUAUCUAGUGCAAGGACUUAGGAGCAUAUGUUAUAGGGUGGUGAAAGUUAUCCACUUGAUCACGCUGUUGCCUAAUGCUGUAGUGACAAGACCUGUUUGGUGUGUUCUGAUUAGAAGGCUUUAAUGGGCUUCAUUAGUUAGUGAGGAAAGACAGGAUGUUGAGGGAGGAAUUGUCAAACCAAUAUUGCCUGCUUAGGAAUAUCAUGCAAACAGCUCGCUCUCUCUUUCUGUCUCUCUCGCUCUCUCAAGCUUUCUCCAAUGGUACAAACAACAUCAACGAUCUUCUUGAGUUGAAGCAACUCAAGGCCUGUCCAUGCUGACUACCACACUUCCUUAAUGUCUGUUGUGCAUUGUACAUACACACUGUGCAGCUGACCUACAAUAUCUGCCACAUAGAUGCCAUGCUUCAAAAUGGCCUCCUAUCCUAACCACAUUUACAUAGUCAGUAUAGACACUCUAAUUCUCGUAAGCAGCAGAGCCCAGCUUGAUGGUGAAAUGCAUGUGUUAUCAUCUGAUGCUUUGUUAUCUGGUGUUCAAUUUAUAUGUUGUUUUAAGGGGCCAGCAGAGUGCAUGUGCAGGGCACAUAACAUGAAUAUGCAAAACUUGUGCAUUAUGAGUUAAGUUUCCUUCUCUUUAAAAGAUAAUGUAUCUUUCUUAGGUUUGACACAUUUUACAAAGUGGAAGUUGUGUCCGUUAUUAGAUGUAUUCUUUAACUUCAUCAUUUUUCUUAACCCUUCUGUGAUCUUAAGUGUUAGAGAACGAUUAUGUCAUGUUUAUGAUUGAGGCAGCCCCAGUGGGGUAUAGUGUCACUGUUGGAAGGUACUGUAAUAUACACACACAGGCACCAGAGGGCGACAUUGUCAUAUGAGUGAAUAUGAGACAGUGCUGAUAGUGAUAGAGGCUGUUCACUAUUCGCUUCAUCUAGAUUAUAGAACCUGUAUCCAAGAUUCUAAUGUAGAACCUGUGUUUUCUAGAUUCUAGAAUUUGUAUUUUCUUGAUUCUAGAACCUGUGUCCAUGAUUAUAGAAUACAUACCUUCUGGAUUCUAGAGCCUGUAUCCAAGAUUCUAUUCUAAAACCUGUCCUCUGUAUUCUUGAAGCGGAACCCUGGAUCUAGAACCUGGGUUCUCUCUGCUGCCUUACUGAACCUGUGCCAGCGUUCUGCCCCAGUACGGAUAAGAGGUUGUGAAUACUUCUUCAGGGGGAAUGCUUUGUCUAUUUAUUUUUAGAUGCACACAAAGCAAAUUGUAUAUACUAUAUUUAUUCUAUAAAUAAGGUGUUUAUUUUUCAUUUAAUUUUGUCUCGGUUCUGUGUCACUGUUUUUGUAAUUGUUUCUCAUUUUAUUUUUUUGUUCGUCCUUUUUUGGGGUUGUAUCCAGCCAGUAGAGCUUCAGAGCUGCCACGGUAGAUUAGCGCCUAGGCUAACAAACAACAGUGUGGGUGCCUAAUAUCUGAUGAACCUCACACACCUUACAUCCCCUGCCCUCGGGCAGGGACCCAAACAUAGAAGGCCUUAACCUAUCAGGAGCCAAGCUCAACACAUAGUAACCAAUCAGGAGCUAGGCUCACCACAGAGUAGAAUCUCUCUAAUUAGCUUUUAUUAAUAACUGACAUACCUUGAUUUGAUGUUGUAAUGUAAUGAAUGAAUAAAUAGUCUAUGAGAGAGGCUGCAUGGUUGCAAUGGCUGCGGUGUUUGGGAAUCACUAAGGCCAGAACCUUCAAUUGAGAACAUAAAUGAAUAGAUGGAUAUUGUAAACAGAAGGCUCUGACUAGAACAGACUAGUGGUCAGACAACACAGAGGUAUAACGGAUGGAUCAUUUCUCUAUAACCCCAUUCCUCAACCCCCACCUCCCACCUCCCAGACACACACACACACACACACACACACUACUAGCACAAAAUGUCCAUACAGAUAUAUUGGUUACACACACAAACACACACGCAUACACUGUAUUUGGAACUGUGUGCUCCCCCUGCUGUCCCCCUCUGUAACCCUGUAACUGUAGUGGGGUUCACAAUCUGCAGGACUUUAUAAAUUGCUGGAAAUAAAGGACUAUAUUAUUUUGUACCACUC
Messenger RNA from Salvelinus namaycush (lake trout), 6562 nucleotides. Its product is annotated as solute carrier family 41 member 1-like. The transcript is spliced from 11 exons. The record is from RefSeq and is a predicted model, not a curated record. NCBI's taxonomy places the organism in Eukaryota, Metazoa, Chordata, Actinopteri, Salmoniformes, Salmonidae. The coding region runs from base 947 to 2599 and encodes 550 amino acids. Gene Ontology annotation, cellular component: plasma membrane. Gene Ontology annotation, molecular function: monoatomic cation transmembrane transporter activity. Gene Ontology annotation, biological process: monoatomic cation transport.